Achroia grisella is the source of this 1200-nucleotide messenger RNA. RefSeq names its product GPN-loop GTPase 3. The transcript is spliced from 5 exons. Gene Ontology annotation, molecular function: GTPase activity. NCBI's taxonomy places the organism in Eukaryota, Metazoa, Arthropoda, Insecta, Lepidoptera, Pyralidae. Bases 290 to 1117 code for a protein of 275 amino acids. The record is from RefSeq and is a predicted model, not a curated record.
AUUUGUGAAUGAUAUAAUAAUGACUGAUCUGACCUACCAAAACAAAACAAUCGUUUUUAAAAAUUGCAAAACACAUUGUUCUCACAUAUUUUAUAUUUGUUAAUUCACAGUGUACUGAUGUUUUAGUGAUAGUUUAAAAUAGCUUUUACAAGCAUAUUCCAUUAAAAUGUUAUUUUGUGAUUUACUUGUAUGAAAAUUAUACGUUUGAAUCUAAUUGAUCAUCAUAACCUAAUCGCAUGUUAUUUAUGAACAUUAGUAGCUGAUAUACAUUAAAUUUGAAUAUUGCGAGAUGCGGUAUGCACAACUGAUUGUGGGACCCGCAGGAAGUGGCAAGUCUACAUACUGUUCAACAAUAGUGAAGCAUGCUGUAGACUGCAAGCGUAUUGUGGAGGUAGUGAACUUGGACCCCGCAGCUGAACACUUUGACUAUGAGCCUCUGGUGGACAUCCGGGAGCUCAUUCACCUCGAUGAUGCCAUGGAAGAUGAGGAGUUACAGUUCGGACCGAAUGGAGGACUUGUAUUUUGUAUUGAAACUCUCUUAGAAAACUGUGAUUGGCUAGAGGAACAGCUCGGAGAUGUGGAUGAUGACUACCUGCUGUUCGACUGUCCUGGCCAGAUAGAACUGUACACCCACCUGCCUGUCAUGAAGAAGCUGGUAGACACACUGCAGAGGUGGAACUUCAGGAUAUGUGUGGUGUUUUUAGUGGACUCCCAGUUUAUGGUUGAUGGUGCUAAAUUUUUAUCAGGCACAAUGGCAGCCCUGAGUGUGAUGGUAAACUUAGAAUUACCGCAUGUGAAUAUUUUAACAAAGAUGGACCUACUCAGUAAGUCAGCCAGGAGUCAACUGGACAAUUAUUUAGACCCAGACCCACACAUCCUCUUGUCGGAUAUGAGAAAUGUGGACUCAAAAUGGCAUGAGAAGUAUGCUAAACUAACAGAGGCAAUAGGCGAGGUUAUAGACAAUUUCAGCUUGGUACGCUUCUACCCGCUCAACAUAAAGGACGAGGAGAGCAUAGAGAACAUACUGCUGACCAUAGACAAUAUUAUCCAAUAUGGCGAGGAUGCCGACGUUAAAAUUAGAGAUUUUGAAGAGGAAGACCCUGAUGACGAUCAUUAACAUUGUGUUAUAUUAAAAAACAAUAUUUUUAUUAUAUGUCUUUGUUUGUAAAUAUAUCCUUCCUACAGUGCAACCUCGAUAUA